GAAGGGUGUGCCUGCUUGUUGUGAUGCUAUGACAAAGGAGGCAGCAAGUGUUUGACGCUAUAGCACAGCAACACACCCAGAACUGAGGUCACCUGAGCAGCAUAAAAGCAGAGGAGCUGCUCAGCAGCAGCAUCAAACCCCGGAGAACUCACCUGUACAUCAGGAUGAAGCUGAUCUUCUCUCUGUGUCUCAUCUAUGCGCUCUGCAGCUCAGCUGCUGCUCUUCAGUGUGACGCCUGUGCAGAUCAGACAUGUUCAACCACAGUCAGUAAGACGUGCAGCUCAGAGACCAUGUGUAUUACAGCUUCCAUCAGAGCCACUUCAUCUCAAGGUUCAGGAGCAUUAAUCUACAAGGACUGUGCUGCUGCUUCUCUUUGUCCAACCACUGGAGCUGCAACCUUUUCCGCCGCCUUGACUUUUUCCAGUGCGAUUGCAUCAGCUCAGUGCUGCAACACGGCCAACUGCAACUCCCAGACCCUGACAUUUCCGGACCCUCCGUCUGCUAACGGCCGGACGUGUCCCGUCUGUGACCCGACCACCUCUCAGUGCAGCUCUACAGUUACAUGUUCAGGAGACCAGACCAGCUGCUUCCAAGCAACCAUGACAAACGGCUCAGCAACAUAUCCAGUUGUGGGCUGCGUGUCUCCAAACACAUGUGCAGCUGCAGCGAGCCUGAAUAACCUGCCUUUCAUGAAGAGCGUUGGUAACAUCGUCACUGGACCGACCUGCAGCGCCGCAGCCAUCAUCACAACUGUUCAACCAACCAUCUCUACCACACAAGAAACAACAACUACUGCCACAUCAACUUCUACAACCUCUGAAACAACAACCGCUGCCGUUUUCACCUCUAUAUCCUCAACUGCUAUCACACCAACCUCCACAAGUUCCGCAUCCUCAACGACUGCCGCGUCAACUGCCCCAACUUCUGAAACCACUACUAAUGGUGCAUCAACCUCUGAAACCACAACUGCACCUGCAUCUACAUUAACACAAAUUGAGACUACAACUGCUGGCGUGUCAACCUCUACCAACUCUGAAACAACAUCUACCACCUCAACCUCUGAAGGCACUACUUCUGCUGUAUCAACCUCCACAGCCUUUGAAAGCACAUCUGCUGCUGCAUCAAUAUCCACAACCUCUGGAACCACAACUGCUGCUGCAUCAAUCUCCACAACCUCUGGAACCACAACUGCUGCUGCAUCAAUCUCCACAACCUCUGGAACCACAACUGCUGCUGCACCAACCUCUGAAUCCACAACUGCUGCUGUAUUAACCUCUGAAUCCACAACUGCUGCUGCUGCAUCAACCUCUGAGACCACAACUGCUGCUGCAUCAACCUCUGAAUCCACAACUGCUGCUGUAUCAACCUCUGAAACCACAACUGCUGCUGCAUCAACCUCUGAAUCUACAACUGCUGCUGCACCAACCGCUGAAUCCACAACUGCUGCUGCAUCAACCUCUGAAACUACAACUGCUGCUGCAUCAACCUCUGAAUCUACAACUGCUGCUUUAUCAACCUCUGAGACCACAACUGCUGCUGCAUCAAUCUCCAGAACCUCUGAAUCCACAACUGCUGCUGCUGCAUCAACCUCUGAAACCACAACUGCUGCUGCACCAACCUCUGAAUCCACAACUGCUGCCGUAUCAACCUCUGAGACCACAACUGCUGCUGUAUCAACCUCUGAAACCACAACUGCUGCUGCAUCAAUCUCCACAACCUCAACUGCUGCCGUAUCAACCUCUGGAACCACAACUGCUGCUGCACCAACCUCUGAAUCCACAACUGCUGCCGUAUCAACCUCUGAGACCACAACUGCUGCUGUAUCAACCUCUGAAACCACAACUGCUGCUGCAUCAAUCUCCACAACCUCAACUGCUGCCGCAUCAACCUCUGGAACCACAACUGCUGCUGCACCAACCUCUGAAUCCACAACUGCUGCCGUAUCAACCUCUGAGACCACAACUGCUGCUGUAUCAACCUCUGAAACCACAACUGCUGCUGCAUCAAUCUCCACAACCUCAACUGCUGCCGUAUCAACCUCUGGAACCACAACUGCUGCUGCACCAACCUCUGAAUCCACAACUGCUGCCGUAUCAACCUCUGAAGCUACAACUGCUGCUGCAUCAACCUCUGAAACCACGUCUGCUGCUGCAUCAAUCUCCACAACCUCUGGAACCACAACUGCUGCUGCACCAACCUCUGAAUCCACAACUGCUGCCGUAUCAACCUCUGAAACUACAACUGCUGCUGCAUCAACCUCUGAAUCUACAACUGCUGCCGUAUCAACCUCAACCAACAUUGAAACCACAACUGCUGCUGCACUAACCUCUGAAUCCACAACUGUUGCUUUAUUAACCUCUGCAGUCUCUGAAACCCCAAUUUCUGGUGCAUCAACCUCCACAGCCUCUGAAUCUACAACCUCCGCAACCUCUGAAUCUACAACUGCUGCUAUAUCAACCUCCACAACAUCUGAAACCACGUCUGCGGUUAUGUCCACCCCCACAGUCUCUUCAGCUUCAACAGCAGCUGCGUCAACCUACAAAACUUCCACAUCUUCAACUGCUGCCACAGCCACAUUUACAACCUCUGCGCCCUCAACUGAAACCUCAUCCACCUCCAUCAACCUUACACCCUUAACAGCUCCCUCAUCCAGCUCCACCACCUCUGCACCAGCGACUGCUGCCUCAUCCAGCUCCACCACCCCUGCACCAGCAACAGCUGCCUCGUCCAGCUCCACCACCCCUGCACCAGCGACGGCUGCCUCGUCCAGCUCCACCACCCCUGCACCAGCGACGGCUGCCUCAUCCAGCUCCACCACCCCUGCACCAGCGACUGCUGCCUCAUCCGGGUCCACCACCCCUGCACCAGCGACGGCUGCCUCAUCCGGGUCCACCACCCCUGCACAAAAGGCAGAUGGAGCACCAACUGUACCUGUAGCAACAGGUGGAGCAGCUACAACUGUUUCACCAUCUGUAACCAAUGGUGCAUCUGGUUCCAUGACUGUUUCUUCAUCUGUUACUAACGGUGCAGCAGGAGCUGGAACAACCCAGUCAACCACAGUGUCAACAACCAGCAGUUCUGGAGUUUCUGUCCAAAUGUGUCUUUUCAACCUCCUGCUUGGUCUUCUUGUCUUCAUGUUGUAACUGAUGAUGGAUGUUUUAGGGAUCUUACUUUUGUUGGGAAAGUUUAAUUUCUUUCUCAUAUUUAAGUAAACCAUUAGCAUGGCUAACAAUGUAAAUACAGAAAUAUGAAAAAAAGUCAUGGUAUUAACUUCAACUUUGAAAACUAUUUAUGAUAUUACUACAAUUAUUAUUUAUCAUACAUAUUUAUUGUUUAUUGUUGGUACGAAGUGUUAUUUACUAUUUAUUGUUUAAAACUUAAGCAACUUAUUUUUCUAAAUCCAUUAUUUAAUAUUUAUUUGUUUGUGUUUCACGAGAUUAUUUGUUGUCUUUUUAACCAGUUCUAAUAAAGUGUUAUGUUUAAAAUUAGAAUAUGUUUGAUCUUUUUCUAUCGCCUGAAUUGAGGUUUUGGUGACGUAAGACAAACAUGAAUUUCUGAACAGGUGUUUCCAUAUUCAGCAGGUCCAUCACCGCCUCACUCAUUCCUCUGCGUUGUGUUAAUCAGGAAGGGUUGUGUCGCGGUCUUUUAUUCAGGAGAAGAGUGAGCUCAACAAAAUGAAGAAAUAAAUUGUCAGAUUAACAAUAUUUAAUAGAGUUUCACGUUCAACAAUUUGGGUUAAGCCGAGAAUUACAUUUUUUUUUAUACUUUAUUUUUAUUAUUUUUUGUUACAUAAACACAAAACACAAACCAAAAUCAAAAUAAAGGUCGAUUCUAGGUGCUUCACAGAUCUCUGUUGUACAGUGUCCAUUUUUUCCACUUUCUGUGUAAUUGUGCCUCUUGCAGUUUCAAUCUGUGUGAUAUUGUUUCCGUUGAGUAGAUGUUGUUGAUUGUUGAUAUCCAUUGGUCCUUAGACGGGAUCGUCUUGGUGCCCCAAUUCCUGGUUAAUGUUUUUUUGGCGGCUAGUAACAUAAUUUUAAAUAAAUAUUUGUCACUUUGGUGGAUUGAGUUUCCUGAGAACAUGUACAGAUAAAAUAGUUCUGGUACCAACGGAAUUGUAUAUCCAAGCACUUUGCAUAUUAUAUCACCCACCAUCCUCCAAAAACCUGUUACAUUCGGACACUUCCAGAAUACAAGUGAAUGGUCAACAUUUAUUUCUCCACAUCCACGCCAACAGCUUUGAUUUGUUUUUAACUGUUUGUUCUUCAG
This is a messenger RNA of Oryzias melastigma (Indian medaka), 4266 nucleotides long. RefSeq names its product mucin-22-like. The transcript has 5 exons. The record is from RefSeq and is a predicted model, not a curated record. Bases 165 to 3143 code for a protein of 992 amino acids. NCBI's taxonomy places the organism in Eukaryota, Metazoa, Chordata, Actinopteri, Beloniformes, Adrianichthyidae.